Molecule: messenger RNA, 411 nt
Organism: Tetrahymena thermophila SB210
Lineage: Eukaryota; Ciliophora; Oligohymenophorea; Hymenostomatida; Tetrahymenidae
Product: LITAF-like zinc ribbon domain protein
Exons: 1
Molecular function (GO): zinc ion binding
Source: RefSeq, a predicted model, not a curated record
AUGUAUUAAAACUCUGACUAGCAAAAUUUAUAUUAGCAGAAUUAAUAGGCUAAUCCUGCUUAAAAUAUGAUGCCUCAUGUGUAAAUGGUGCAAAAUCCUUAGCCUAAUUAGCCAUUUAUGUACUAACAAUAAAAUUUUUAAUUAGCAACUGUAGAAACAUGUUAGAAUUCACCUUAUCCUGCUUAAGUAACUUGUAUCCAUUGUAGCCAAUAUAUUACUACCCAAAUAUAAUACAAAAGAGGUUAGGGAUCUUAUUGUUGUUGCUUAUUAAUGACUCUAACUGUUGGAUGCUGUAUUCUCCCUCUACUUCUUAAAAAAUGUAAAGAUAAAAUACAUAUUUGCCCAAACUGUCAUAAAGAAAUAGCUGUAUGCGAAUACAAACCAUGCAACAAACGAAAUAGACGUCGUUGA